Drosophila virilis is the source of this 1372-nucleotide messenger RNA. RefSeq names its product phosphoserine phosphatase (gene aay). NCBI's taxonomy places the organism in Eukaryota, Metazoa, Arthropoda, Insecta, Diptera, Drosophilidae. Gene Ontology annotation, biological process: dephosphorylation; L-serine biosynthetic process. Gene Ontology annotation, molecular function: L-phosphoserine phosphatase activity; magnesium ion binding. The record is from RefSeq and is a predicted model, not a curated record. Gene Ontology annotation, cellular component: cytoplasm.
UGGUGGGAAUUCAGUUGUAAAAGGCCAGUCAACGCGUACAGAUCGUGAGGAUCGUUCAUUAAGCGCAUAUAAUUUUCAAUAGCUGAAAACCAAAAAGCAAGUUAUGCCAAGCUGACAAACACUGUUUCAUAUCCAAAACAAAAACAAUAAACAGCUGAGCAGAAAAAAACGCGCGUGUGCAAAAUAAAGGAGAAAACGUAUACAUACAUACACGCAUACAUACACGCUGACAACGGAAAAUUUUAGAGGCAAACGGCAACGGCGUGCUGUGAACAAAGCGAAAUCAAAAUCAAAACGUACCAGAGCAGCGACACAGCAGCUUUUACGUAAUUUGUAGAAUCCAUAGACAACGUGCAAUCCAUUCGAAAGAUGAGCAGCUCCGUGCUGAGCAUGGCACGUCCCAGUGCCACCGCCGCCACCAACGGCUGUGCAGGCGCCACGGCGACCGCGGCGACGGCCACGCUGCUCGCCCAGCAGCUGAAUGCGGCGCUGGCCAAUGGCAAAACGGUGUCAACCACGCCCACGGUAACCGCGACGCCACCGAAACAGCCGCUGCAGGCAGCCAAGAUCAUACAACAGUCGCAGAUUGUCUGCUUCGAUGUGGACUCGACCGUCAUCUGUGAGGAGGGCAUCGACGAGCUGGCCGAAUUCUGCGGCAAGGGCAGCGAGGUGGCGCGUGUGACCAAGGAGGCCAUGGGCGGCAGCAUGACCUUUCAGGAUGCGCUCAAGAUACGCCUCAAUAUCAUACGUCCCUCACAGCAGCAGGUAGCCGACUUCAUCAAGCAGCGUCCCAGCACUCUCAGCCGCAAUGUGAAGCGUUUUGUGGCACAAUUGAAGGCGGACGGCAAACAGGUAUAUCUCAUAUCCGGCGGCUUUGAUUGCCUGAUAGCUCCCGUUGCCGCCGAGCUGGGCAUUCCACUGACCAACAUGUAUGCCAACAAAAUACUCUUCGACUACAAGGGUGCCUACGAUAGCUUCGAUAUCAAUCAGCCGACAUCGCGCUCCGGCGGCAAGGCGGAUGCCAUUGGCAUGAUUAGGAAACGGCAGCCAGCCGACGCGCUCAUCACCAUGAUUGGCGAUGGUGCCACCGAUUUGGAGGCUGUGCCGCCGGCCAAUCAUUUCAUUGGCUAUGGCGGCAAUGUGGUGCGCACAGAGGUCUACAGACGCGCCCAGUAUUACAUAACAGAUUUUGAGCAGCUGAUGUGAGUGUGCCGCACAGUGGGCGGCGGGAGUUGGGGGACAGGAGAAGCACAAGAAGGGGCGCUUUGUCACCACAGCGAAUUUAGUAUUCCAAAUCGGCGUGUUAUAGUUUAUAAGCAACUAAUUUAAGUAUAAACCUACAUAUUAAAAUAUAUAUAUAUAUAUAAUGAAA